CCCCCUCUUCCGUCAAACUGGAGUCAUCUUUCAUCCGUCCACAGGCGACACACCCAGCCAUGGCCAACCUCGCCUCUGACGACUACUAUGAGAACCUGGGAGUGGCCCGUACCGCUACAGCGCAGGAGAUUAAGACGGCGUACCGCAAGCUUGCCAUUAAGUACCAUCCGGACAAGAACCCCGCGGACAAGCUCACGGCUGAAGCCAACUUUAAGAUCGUGGGCGAGGCCUACAACGUCCUCUCGGAUGAUGGAACCCGGAAGAUCUAUGAUAUCUACGGCAAGGAAGGACUGGAGGACGGCGCAAUGCCGAUGACCAAAGAGCGCGCUAUGGAGAUUUUCGAGGAAUUCUUUCGCUUCGGUGAAGCUAUGGACCCGGAUGCUCCCGACCGCUCCAAGGGUCUGAAGCGAGCGGCAGGUGGUGCAGUGUACGCACCCGCGAAGGGUCUUCUCUACGGUGGCAAAUCCAUUGUAGGAGGGAUUGUGAUGGGGUCGGCGGCUGUCGUAGCAGGUGCUGGUGCCAUGGUAGUUAACGUUGCCUCGGGCAUUAAAGAGAUGGGCGAAGCCGGCGUCAACUCGGCACGUAAGCGCAAGGACAGCAAGCAGACUAGUGAUAGUGAAACGGAAGUUCCUGUCGCUACUGCGGUUGACGGAUCUACAGAAAAUGGAGCUGGUGAGCAGAAGGGCGCGAUAGAGAUCGCCAACCAGAAGCCUACUCCUACCUUCAUGGGAGGAUUGAAGAAGGCGACUAUUGGCGCUGUUGCUGCUCCUGUUGCGGUAUGCUCGUGUGUUUGUGCUCUUUUGUGGGCAUCGGAGAUUGACAAUUUCUUUUUUUUUUUAAUUUUGCAGGCUAUUGUGACUGGAGGUGGCGUCUUGCUUGCCAGUGGUGUAGCAGCAGGCGGAUACGUGGUCGGUGGUUUCGCUGGCGCUGCUACGAAUGUAGCAAGUGGAGUGCGCGAGGUGAAGGCAGCAAACAAGUUGGAGAAGAAACGUCGUGCUUCCAGUGCCGCGAGCACUCGUGACUCCUCCGCCUCCACAAAGAGCUCCCCUGCUUCGUCAGAGCCAUCAGUAAAAGCGGUUCCAGUGGCUGAACCAACGAUACCAGCACCUGCAACCCAGACCGCCUAGAGGAUGAUUGGCAAGUAGACCAGUUAGAGAGAGAGAGAUAGUUCCAUAUCCAUAGUAAACCUUGAUUUAGUUACUUUCUGUUCAUUUACCCCCCCC
Molecule: messenger RNA, 1223 nt
Organism: Phytophthora nicotianae INRA-310
Lineage: Eukaryota; Oomycota; Peronosporomycetes; Peronosporales; Peronosporaceae
Exons: 4
Coding region: 60-1127 (355 amino acids)
Cellular component (GO): nucleus; cytoplasm
Molecular function (GO): protein folding chaperone; protein-folding chaperone binding
Source: RefSeq, a predicted model, not a curated record